This is a messenger RNA of Sycon ciliatum, 3056 nucleotides long. RefSeq names its product kinesin-like protein KIF3A. NCBI's taxonomy places the organism in Eukaryota, Metazoa, Porifera, Calcarea, Leucosolenida, Sycettidae. Bases 518 to 2608 code for a protein of 696 amino acids. Gene Ontology annotation, molecular function: microtubule binding; ATP binding; microtubule motor activity. Gene Ontology annotation, biological process: spindle elongation; mitotic spindle organization; microtubule-based movement. Gene Ontology annotation, cellular component: microtubule associated complex. The transcript has 18 exons. The record is from RefSeq and is a predicted model, not a curated record.
CGCCAUUCCUCAGUCAUACUCAUAGAUGAUCAUGUCACCAUGUGCAUUCCUAGAUUCCAGUUAGUCACUGACUAACACCUCAAAUGCUCAAUACUACAAUGUACUGACUGUCAAUAGCCUACAUAACCUGUGUUAUUUAUUCAUUGCCAGCGCAGUAUUUUUUUAGAUUACCGGUAUCAUUACAGUCAUUGUAGUUUCCGCGCCUGGGCCUAGCCCUAGCCUCGUUGAACGCAGUACCAGUGUUACUGGAGUUGGAGAUAACCGGUAUCCGGUACCAAGCAUUGCACUGAAGAACUCUGCUCACGACAUCUCGACGAUGCCCACUGCCUGAGCUGAGUGCAGGAGAAAUGAUUAUGUGAACGCGAAGAAAGUAAAAGCUAGCGUGCUUGAUUCGAGGCCAGCGAGGCGUUUAGCUACUGCUUCCUUCCAAUCUCUUGCGCAGCUUAUCACUGCGAUAAGUAGACGAGUGGAGAUCUCACACUGCAGCAGCAGCCGCUGAUAGGAACGACCUUUGAGAAUGGCAACGGCCAGUGAAGGGAAGGAAAGGAAAGACAACAUCAACGUGCGUGUAGUGGUUCGCUGUCGUCCACUGAACAGUGGCGAGCGGCAGAAUAAGUGCGAGUCAGCAGUGCACGUGGACGAGGCGCGAGGCACAAUUGAAAUCGGCGGAUCCAGCGCAGCUCGGCACGGCGACCGCCAGCAGCGACAGUUCACGUUUGAUACAGUGUUUGGACCUGACUCUAAACAGGUCAAUGUGUAUAACUUGACGGCACGACCAAUUGUCAACUCAGUCUUGGAGGGCUACAAUGGUACAAUCUUUGCAUACGGGCAGACUGGAACUGGAAAGACGUACACGAUGGAAGGAGAUCGACGCAACCCCGAAACGUGUGGCAUCAUUCCGAACUCCUUUGCGCACAUCUUCGGUCACAUAGCCAAGGCGCAGGAGCAAGCCAAAUUCCUUGUGAGGGUUUCUUAUCUUGAAAUCUACAAUGAAGAAGUGCGUGAUCUACUUGGAAAGGACCAGAAGGCUCGCCUUGAGGUCAAGCAGAGACCGGAUAUCGGCGUCUAUGUAAAGGACUUGACAAGCGUGGCAGCGAAGAACGCCGACGACAUGGACCGUGUGAUGACUGUGGGCAAUGAUAAUAGGUCUGUAGGUUCGACAAAGAUGAAUGCUACAUCAUCACGAUCCCACGCCAUAUUCAGUAUCACUGUCGAGUGCAGUGAGAAAGGAGCAGAUGGAUCCGAGCACCUAAGGAUGGGAAAGCUACAUCUGGUGGAUUUGGCAGGCUCAGAGCGGCAAUCCAAGACAGGUGCAACUGGCAAACGUCUGUUAGAGGCGACCAAGAUCAACCUGUCCCUGUCAACUCUGGGCAAUGUUAUCUCGGCUCUGGUGGACGGCAAAAGUUCCCAUGUUCCGUAUCGCAACAGCAAGCUGACACGCUUACUCCAGGACUCGCUGGGUGGCAAUGCAAAAACAGUGAUGAUUGCCAACUGUGGACCAGCUGAUUACAACAUUGACGAGACACUCAGCACACUUUGGUAUGCAAACCGAGCCAAGAACAUCAAAAAUCAACCCAAGAUCAAUGAAGAUCCAAAGGACGCUAUGUUGCGAGAGUACCAGAAACAGAUCAAUGACCUAAAGCGAAGGUUAGAGGAAGGCGACUUUGAGGAGGGUGGUGACGAUGAUGAUGACGAUGACGAUGAAGCUAUUGAAGGCGAGGAUCCGGCAGCCCGCAGGGCCAGAAGGUCAUUAAAGAAGAAGAGAAGACAACUGUCCCGCAAGAGGUCCUUCUCUCCCACUGAGCUCACCACCAUGCAAGAGCAGCUGGAGAAGGACCGCCAGGCACUGCUCGCACAGACUGACAUGGAACUUGGGCACAAGCAGAAAGUGGAGACUGAGCUGCAGAGACGAGAACGAGAGCUAAAGGAUGCCAGGAGAGAACAGGAGAAGCUGUCAAAUCGACUCGAGCAGAUUGAAGGACAACUCCUUGUUGGUGGUGUGAAUCUGUUGGAGAAGGCAGCCGAGCAGGAAAAACUUCUGGAACAAUCCUCCAAGCAGAUGGCAGUUCAGCAGGAGCGAAGAGAAGCCCUGCAACAAGAGCUUGAUGAACAAGAAGCCAAGCGUAUCAUGCUGGAAGAGCAGUAUAGCAGUUUGCAGGAGGAGGCAGCUGCUAAGACCAAGAAAUUGAAGAAAAUCUGGACCAUGUAUCAGAGAGCCAAGGAAGAGAUCAAAUUCCGCCGCGAGGAGCAUCAACGAGAAACGGAAGGUGUCCUGGAGAACAUACGCCACCUGUCGCGGGAAGUGCGCCUGCAAGAUAUCGUACUGGAUCACUUCAUACCCUCUCCAUAUCAGAAAAUCAUUGAGGAAAAUGUGGCGUGGAGUGAGCAACUCGGUGAUUGGCAAUUGCAUGGCAUUGCGCACACUGGAGUCAACAUCAUCGGUGCAAACUCUCCAACGCCGAAACCAGCCAAGACUGUUGAUGAAAUAUCACCGUGGCCUUACACAGAUGCCAUUUAUCUGGAAUAUCCAAAGUCAAUCAAGUCCAAGCAGCAGACCGGUGGUAACAAGGCUGGCAGCGCUGCUACGUCGAGAAGAGGAAAGCGCUGAGCGUCGUCUGCAUGUCGGUCACCACCAGCAUGCGUGUCUGCAUGUGUGUAAAACUGUGCAGUCACGGUGCGCCGUCUCUGUGGGUAGAUGCUCUCAUGUUUGCAUGUGUCUAAAACUGUGCAGUCACGGUGCGCCGUCUCUGUGGGUACAUGCUCGCAUGUUUGCAUGUGUCUAAACCUGUGCAGUCACGGUGCGCCGUCUCUGUGGGUACAUGCUCGCAUGUUUGCAUGUGUGUAACUAAACUGUGUAUGUACGCCGUCUGUGUAAAGGUACAUGCUCGCAUGCACGUAUGUUAUGUGUUGAUGAAACAGUGCUGCUGCUAUUUGACAAGGGGUUGGCGUGACAUGCUUACUGAUGACAUCAUGAAAUCAUACUACUUUGUCAUGUGGCUUAAGAUAAUGAGUGGUUACCACAAAAUGACUGUUAUUAUAAUAAUUAUACUUGAAAA